Ochlerotatus camptorhynchus is the source of this 1383-nucleotide messenger RNA. RefSeq names its product polyprenol reductase-like. Gene Ontology annotation, cellular component: endoplasmic reticulum. The record is from RefSeq and is a predicted model, not a curated record. The coding region runs from base 253 to 1194 and encodes 313 amino acids. Gene Ontology annotation, biological process: polyprenol catabolic process; dolichol-linked oligosaccharide biosynthetic process. Gene Ontology annotation, molecular function: 3-oxo-5-alpha-steroid 4-dehydrogenase activity. The transcript has 4 exons. NCBI's taxonomy places the organism in Eukaryota, Metazoa, Arthropoda, Insecta, Diptera, Culicidae.
GGUCGAUAUAACUGUUUCGGUAGUGAGUGAUAGUGUUGGUGCUGCUGAGUCGAACGGAGUUUUAAAGCAAAAAUCGCUGCUCACGAGAGCAUUCCUCAGGUGAAAAGUUAGAUCUUCAUGAAUACCGACCGAACAAGAUCCAUCACCGGCUGUGUGCGGUGGACAGAAUAAAAUUUUACCAUAAACCCCUUCAGAGCUGACUGGAGAAGUGAUGUGGCAUAGCUGAUACCGGUUUGGAAUAGAUAGGCCAACAUGAUCGACUCCUUGCUGGAUCUGCGCUCGGUCAACCUGAUCAACUUUCUAUUCGCGCAAUUGAUAGUGAUUAUCGUGCUGCUGGGCGGAUUGAUUGCAACCAUCGAGAAGUACCUUCCAACGUUGAUCAGUCAAACGUUUCGCUAUGGGAAGCAUGCCCACAAGGGGCCUCAGGAUCGGUUCGUAUCGCUGCUGGAAGUGCCAAAGUCAUGGUUCAAGCACUUCUACGUAUUUGCUGCCCUGUGGUCGGCAGCCGGGUUCUAUUUCAUGGUGAAUAAUUACCUCGCUGGACAACCCGCUCCCAGUUAUGUGAUUGAUUUCCUUGAUGUCAUGGGCACUACGAAGCGGACCGCUAGAACUACUCCCACCGAAACAAUGGUCGCCCUGUUCUUGAUAACGUUGCAGUGCUGGCGUCGGUUCUACGAAACCUGGUGUGUUCAGGUGUUUUCCAGCAAGCUGAAAAUUCACCUAUCGGCUUACCUGGUCGGGUACAUCCACUACUUCGGUACGGUGGUAGUGAUUCUUUCGCAAGCGGAAGGGUUCAUUCGAUCCGAAGCCCUUCCGCUACCUUAUCGUUUCGAACUGACACCCCGGCUUGCCCUUUGGAUCGGUGUAUUUAUCUAUGCCUGGCGCUAUCAGUUCCAAUCGAAUUUGAUUCUGGCCAACCUUCGGAAGGAUCGCACCGGGAAGGUGACGAACCAGAAGCAUUCCAUUCCGCGGGGUGGCUAUUUCGAGCUGGUGUCGUCACCGCAUAUGUUAUUCGAGAUAGUGAUGUAUGCCGCACUGUAUGCCAUCAUUGCGAGGAACACGUCCGCGGUGUACGUGUUCGCGUGGGUACUGUCGAACCAAACGAUGAAUGCAUGGCUGACGCACCAGUGGUAUCGGGAGAAUUUCGCUGACUAUCCGCCCGAGAGACGUGCCGUGUUUCCCUAUGUGCUGUGAAGAAGCGGUCGGCGGUGGAGGAAGCGGAACAGCUGCACGGCGCAUGGUAGCUGCAGCUUGGCCUUCGGUGCGGAUAUGCAUUCGCUUCGGUGGAAGGAAGAGCUUCCAUUCCAAACCAUUCGCGCGGACAAACAAAUAACCAACCAAGGACACGGGCUGAUAGGGAAUUAUUCAAACGAUCGUAAUUUA